UUGUUUUUCUCAUCGGAACUUAGGUGUCUAUGGUUUCCUGACUUACCACGGCUCGCCCAGAGAGAGAGGAACGCCUUGCCAUGGACUGGAAAGAAGGACAAGGACCAGUUCAGGUUCCAGGCCAGGAAGUAGCCCAGGAUGUGGCAGGGGCGGCAGGUGAGGCGUCUGGACCCAUCCCUGCCGGCCUGGAGGCACUGUAUGGCGCCUGCCGGAGUAUAUACCCAGACCAGCCCAAUCCUCUGCAGGUCACUGCUCUCGUUAAAUACUGGCUUGGUGGUCCUGAUCCUCUUGACUAUAUUAGUAUGUACGCCAACCCAGGGGAUGCUAAACUGAACAUUCCUCCUCACUGGCACUAUAUUAGCUUUGGCUGCUCAGACCUUCAUGGAGAUGGCAGAGUCCAUGAACAGACAGGACCAGAAAAUCCUAGUGGAUUUGGUUUUGAACUGACAAUGAGGCUGAAAAGAGAAGAAGGAGAGAAAAAUCCGCCAACAUGGCCAGCGGCAAUCAUGCAGGGCCUUGCAAAGUAUGUUUUUCAGUCAGAGUCUAUGUUGUGUGUGGGUGACCAUGUGUCGUGGCACUGCCCCUUAGACAACAGUGAGUCCAGAGUUCAACAUAUGUUGAUGGGUGAGGACCCUCAACUUGGAACUGUAUCGACACCAAAUGGGUCUGUGCAGUUUGUCCAAAUUGUUGGUAUCACCACAGAAGAGCUCAGAGCGACACAACACUGGAAUGGAGUCGGGGUUAUAGAUAUCAUUAAACGUUUGCCAGGUGCUGGUGGUCCGUGGAUGCUGACAGAUAUGAGGAGAGGUGAAAGCAUCUAUGAACUUGACCCGUCUGUUGCUGAAGAAGUGGAGAACGGCAUUGAGAAUGAUGGCUCUAACUUGUCAGGAGUAUCAGCUAGAUUAGCCUGGACAGAAGAUGAAGCCUCAAGCCUGCCUCCACUUACCUCUCAGCCACCAAGAUCAGAGACAGAUGCUGACUCAGAGCCUUCCCCACGCAUCUCUCAUGUUGAGAGUGAGCAGAUACGCAACACCCUGCAGAAGGGACUCCUGCAAGGGGCAAACAAGACAGGCAUCGGUCAUAAUUUACAGGAUGAGAAGGGAAUAAGUAGUGAAGGAGAUGUGGAAGGCAACGUUCCCACAACGGAUUCAGCUGAAUUGUUUGUCACACAAAGACUGGAGUCCUUACACCUCACCAUAAACCUAGAAUCUGGUUGUCUCCUUCCUUUGGCACUAAGAGGUCGUCUAAAGCAUGGACGGCAUUUCACCUUCAAGUCAGUAGUCGAUGUUAGUGCAGUGACAUUGGUGCCUCCCUCUGUAGCUGGUGCCUUUGUAGAUGCCAGUUGUCCUUAUGCUAGUCGUGGCCCAUGGCUGCAGGUGUUUAUACCAGACGAUCUGCUGCCUACCAUGGUGGAGGACCUGGCUGACCUUGCUGAUCCAGACGAGCUUUCCUUUGGGUCUGAGGGCUUGUCGUCCUUUCAUGGACUGCCUGGUAGGGCAUCAGGGAGGUCAGCCCAGCCUUCAUCUGAGGUCCAAGAGGCUCCUCAUAGGCGCCAGGUCACUCUACCAGCAACCUUCAGGUGGCCCAACAGGAAACUAGCAAUCACCGUCGUUGCUGAAGAAAUGUGAACACUAUGGUGUGGAAGUGUAUGUGCAGCUUUUAUUCUACUCCAUGCAUUUUUGUGCAUCUUUAUAGCCUUUAGCAACCUUAUGGCUGUUAUCUGUCAGAAUCAUUAAGUUUGAUGUUUGCUCUUCUGUUGUGUUAGUAGCGCAUUUUGAAUACUCUGUUCGCAUCUCUUGUUACACACAUACUUUUAGAAAAAAUUCACUUGUAUUCAGAAGUGUUGUGAAAGUAAGCUCUUCUAGAUAUUGCGUUCUUCUGAAUCUCAUAGACCAAGUUAAGUAACUUAGCUUUUGCAGAGAAAGUCCUGUAAGUGUAGCUGAACUUGUGCCGAGACCAUCCACUAGUGGUCUAUGUAAUGUGCCUUCAUGAAACUAUAUUAGCUUUGCAAUAUUAUACUUGUAAACUGAUUUUGAGAAAUGGUAGGUUUGGUUGGUUCUUGUAUUUUUGUAUUUAUGGAGUGCUAUUUUCUUUACUGUUAAUCUAAGGAUUUGAUCAUCUGAAAAAAGGUUUCCAAAAUAACCACCUUUACAUCCUGGAAUAUGUCAGUGCAGUUGUAUUGUGAAAGACUAUGUUUGUGUGUGUAUUAUUUUGAAGUCUUCGUAUUUAUUUCCAUGACAGUAGAUUAGAAAUAUUGAUGAAGCAGCAAAAGGAAAUCCUUGUCCAAUUGGGAUAACAACAGAUUACUAUUGUUAUGGUAUCUGUAGCUGAUGCUUUAAGGAUGAGAAAUUCUGAUGAAAAUGUUAACAAAACAAGAAAGGAAAAAUCCAUUUGUUUAACAUUUACGUACUACCCUACUGUUGAGUGGAUUUUGAGGUUUGAUCCUAUUUAUAUCCCUUUUUAUACCUCAUCUCCCAAUGCAUGGUGUGUAUUGAUUUUGUUAUAGUCUUGAAAACAAUGAAGAAUUGGUGACCCAGUGCAGGUAUAUGACUAUUACACCAAGUCUGCAUACACACUAGUAGUUCAGAGUAUGUAAUAUGCUAUUAGUGGAAGACAAGCAAAGUAUAUAUAUUGUAUACCAGGGUAUUUGUUUAGUUUGACAUAUAUGGUGUUGUGCCUGGUAUUGUUUAGCAGACUGUGAGAAUGAGGAAGUCUAGAAUACAGCAGAUUUGAUUUACAAUAUAUAUAUUUUUACACAAAAGCAAGUCCUUAUGUGUAGAAGUCUUAGCACAAGUAAUUGUUGAUAGGCUAUGCAAACAUGUGAAUUUGGCAGUAGUCACACAAAGCCAGGCUGAAUGAAGUACCACACUGUGAGAGAGUAUCAGUGGGGCCACAAUGCAUUUUUGAGACUACUUUGUUCUCAUGGAAAUUUUGUUUUGUUGCUCCUUUUUUUUUCUUUUUUUCUUUUUCUUUUUUUUUCAUGUGGUAUCGUUGUUUUUUGUAAUAGUGAUUAAAUGUUGUUAUUCAAGUAUUUAGUUGAAUCACUGUCAGCCAAGUCAUAACAUAAAUUGACUCCUCAUACAUUUUAAAUUUCUAUGAGGUCUUGUGUGUUAAUUUUGUCCCGAGAAACACAGGGAAAUUUAACUACAAACUAAAAGUAACAUUUUAUAGAAACUGAAACUCAACCUCUGAAGAUGAUCUUGUGUAAAUACAUCAUUGUGAGAUUAUAAUUGUGAGAUUAAUUAUAUACAGAAUAUCUAUUGUAUGUAUUGUAACAGCUUUUAAAGACACACAUCUUUUAAAGCUGGUCAUUUUAGUGUGGCAGCUAAUAUAUAGGUUGAUAUAUUUAUGUUUUCUUACAGUGUAAGCAAGGGUAUGAAAAUAAUUUCAUCUCUGUACUCGUAAUCAUUAAAGCCAUCAAUGUGCCUGUCUGCAUCAGUGUUAACUUUAGUAGCUUUGUGGUUAAUCUGACUGGGUGGUGUUUUUUUUCUAUCUUUCCUUUUCUCUCUACUUUUCUCUCUAUUCUGCUUGUGUGUAUCUAAGUCAGAAGCUUUACAGGGAAAGAAGGAUCUGUUUUGCAGCCUCCAUAAGCAGUGUUCAGUAUGUAGAUUCUCAAGUAACGUGUUUUUCUCAGGUGUGCCUCCGUAAAGUUGGUUGGUUUGCAGUCACAUCUGAUGUCUUGCCUUCUUUCCCUUGUUGCAAAUGAGUAUAAUUGUCAUAAGAAAAGAGGUAACAUGGUGUUUAUACAAAAUAAUAAAAAACUAACAAAAAGUACACUUUUGUAAGAGUUCAGAGAAGGUACCUAAAUUGAUGGUCUUGGUAUAUUAGGAAGUACUAGUUCAGGAAACCAUGUAUAACUAAAACUAUAUAAACUGUCUGCAUAUGCAUUUUGAGUCACAAAGCAUGAUACUGUAGGUCUUCCAAUUGGUGCCUUAACUGCUUUGAAAGUGCUUUAUAAGUGCCUUCAUAUAAUGAUCCUCUUAAUGUAAAUAAAAGAGGGAUGCUCAAACUAUGUUCUAAUAACUUUUAAUGUUCUCCAACAAAUGUGUGUUAAGAAUACCAGACAUUCUGCAGAAAUUUUAGUCAUUGUCUAUCCAUUAGGUAUAAUUUCUUCAAAUUUAGAUAUUGUGUUAAAUCAAUUAAUGCCAAUUUAUUCAAUCACUUUUUUCUUUCUCAAUUUAUUAUCUUAUUUCACCAUCUUUGUGUUACAUUUCUCAAUUUUAUGUCUUGUAGAUAAUGUAGAUAUUGUACAAAUCCUUAUAUUCAUUCUGUAUCACUGUUAUUUUUUCAGUGACAGGGAAUUCCUAGGAAUUUUAUCAAUAAAUCCUUGUUCAGGAACA
This is a messenger RNA of Penaeus vannamei (Pacific white shrimp), 4340 nucleotides long. RefSeq names its product suppressor of fused (gene Su(fu)). Gene Ontology annotation, cellular component: nucleus; cytoplasm. NCBI's taxonomy places the organism in Eukaryota, Metazoa, Arthropoda, Malacostraca, Decapoda, Penaeidae. The record is from RefSeq and is a predicted model, not a curated record. Gene Ontology annotation, molecular function: transcription factor binding.